GAAAGCUCCGACCAUCGCUACAUCAUCGCAGCAAAGGCCAAGCAACACGUACACCAAUACUUUCACCCUACGUCCCACUGUCAUCUCACAGUCCUUUCCGAUGAUAUAUAUCACUCGUCCACGUUGAGAUAUAAUCUUACACAACCGAACCUCUCGACCGAAAAUAAAGUUGGUGGCGGAGCCAACAUGGCGGAUACGGACAUCGCAUCUCUCACAGCCGACCAGCAAGCCGCGCUUCAACAAUACACCGCUGUUACCGACCAAGCGACAUCUGAUGCGAUACCGAUACUCCAACGCGCGCAAUGGAAUGUCAAUAUAGCGGUCACGCGCUUCUUCGACGGCGAACCGACCGAAGACCCAGUGGCUGCUGCUGCCGCCCAACUACCACCGCCCCAAGACGUCCGCCGACAAGAGACACUACUAAACGGUUUUGCCUCACCACGAUCAUCUACAAGUAGUGGGAGGAGAGUGAGGAUAGAACCUGCUCCGAGGGUGGUCCCACAGCCAGAAAGCCAAGUCAGUACACAAGUUCCGCUAGUACUGGCUAUAUUCUUUGCGCCAUUCUCGCUCGUGUACUCCCUAUUUGCGAAAUCCUUCCGGUUGUUAGGAUGGAUCUUUCCCUUCCUCCCGCGCGCAUGGGGGAGGGUUACAGCUAGCAACAUCAACACACCUGCCUCUCAGCGCAGCGCGAGCGGGCGCCGACCUUUGAACCCACGAGACACAGCGGCGCGUUUCAUCCGCGAGUUCGAGGAGGAAUAUGGAAGUCACAACCUGCCGUUCUUCGAGAGCGGAUACGCCCAAGCUUUUGAUCUAGCGAAGAAGAACCUACAGUUCUUAAUGGUGGUGCUGGUCAGCCCAGAGCAUGAUGAAACAUCAUCCUUUGUACGGGAUACACUUCUUUCGCCAGAGGUCGUGGAGUUCGUACGAAACCCCGAGAACAACAUCAUACUUUGGGCUGGCAACGUGCAAGAUUCCGAGGCAUAUCAAGUUUCCGCCGCCCUGUCGUGCACCAAAUUCCCGUUCACGGGUCUCAUUGUACAUACACCCCAAGUUUCGUCAACAGCUAUGGGGAUUGCCGCGCGUGUAGCUGGUCCUACGCCCCCACAACAAUACAUUGCCAAGCUACGACAGGCAAUGCAGCAACACAUAGAGCCGCUCAAUCGCGUGCGUAGUCAGCGCGCGGAACAACAAGCGACACGAAACAUCCGAGAACAACAAAAUAGCGCAUAUGAACGCUCACUCGCAGCUGACCGAGAGAAAGCUCGCAAGAAGAAGGAGGAAGCAGAGCGCAAAGCUCGAGAAGAAAAGGAAGCACUCGAACGCGAACAAGCCAUCGAACGAUACGCACAAAAUCUCGCGCAAUGGAGGCAAUGGCGCGCUGCAUCUAUACGCUCUGAGCCCGAGCCUGAGGAAAAGGACAUCGUGCGCAUCAGUCUUCGUAUGCCGAAUGCAGAGCGCGUGGUUCGCAAGUUCGCUGCAGAUGCACAGAUCGAGGAACUCUAUGCAUUCGUCGAAUGCUACGAUAUCCUGCAAUCUGAGGUAGGUGUACAGGAGAACAUAGAGAAACCAACAGAUUUCGAGCAUGAGUACAAGUUCCAACUCGUUAGCCCUAUGCCGCGCGAGGUAUAUGAGCUCAAGACUGGUGGUACGAUUAAAGAGCGUAUCGGACGGAGCGGUAAUCUGAUUGUUGAGCGGACCGAUCUAGAAGAUGAAGAGGAAGACGACGAGCAGUAAUCGCAUGAAGAUGAGCAUUGGACUGGCGUUACAAUAUCUACUCGACUUAGCGUGGGACGUGGAUAUCCACUUAGGUUCUCGAUACGACGUUUACGUUGACCAUGAAUGUAAGAAUGUAUGUAUAACGUUAUACAUGACUUUCUCUAUU
This is a messenger RNA of Alternaria alternata, 1882 nucleotides long. RefSeq names its product UBX domain-containing protein. Gene Ontology annotation, cellular component: endoplasmic reticulum. The transcript has a single exon. The record is from RefSeq and is a predicted model, not a curated record. Gene Ontology annotation, molecular function: ubiquitin binding. Lineage: Eukaryota; Fungi; Ascomycota; Dothideomycetes; Pleosporales; Pleosporaceae. The coding region runs from base 187 to 1734 and encodes 515 amino acids.